AUGCACAACUCGCAAGAGUUUGGCGAAGGCAUACAGCCACAGCUUGUGAGCUUCUCAGCCGGAGAGUUGAAUAUUACAAAGGCAGAUGACGCACUACCCAGAGAGAUCAAUUCGCUCAAAUCACGAAUCGCUGAUCUGGAAAGGAGACUCGUAACUUCUCCAGGCGACCGUAGAGAAUGCAUACAAACUCCACGAUCCGAAGCAGGGGGCCUCGUUCCGUCUUACGAGCGUGCACCAUCACAUCUUAGCUACCAAUCCCCUGUCGCCUCUACUGGGCCUCUUUCCAGCCAUGAAUCUCAGGGACUAUCCAGCCCUCAUAUCGCCGAAGGCCCCCUCAAAGCUUUGAACAGCUUUCGGGCAGAACACCUUUUUGAGUCUGAAAGAAACGACCCUGUGGCUGGGUCAAUCAUCACCGAAGGAGAAGCUUAUGUCAUGUUCCGACUAUAUUUCGCGAAUUGCCACCCAAACGCGCCAUUUCUGGAUAAGGAGCAUGACAACAACAUUGAUCGCAUCCGGUCCAGCAGUGCUUUAUUGUUCCUCUCUAUUCUCUCCGUCGGUGCUCGCUUCUGGGGAGCGUCAUCAAAAAGCUCUUGUUGGCUCCACCAUCGGUACCCCGAGCUGGUUAAAAUGCUAGAUGCUGAGCUGAUGCGAAUAACUCUUCGCCCCAGACAUGAUGAUCAAAAACUGGAAACAGUCCAAGCACUCCUAAUAUGCACACAUUGGAUGCCUUUUGAUCUUGCUAACCACAAAGAGAAGUUUCGGUCCCGCUUCUCGGAAUCUGCAGCUUGGCAAUGCUUAGGCUUAGCCAUUAGAUGGGCUGUGUACAUGGGGUUUGAUCAAACCUGCCAUAUCAAGUUUCAUAACCUUGAAACGGUAACACAAGAGGAUAUGUGGCGAAAUUUGUCCAAGGAAGUGAACAUCAACUCUAUUCCAACGAGACUGGAGCCUGACCCAAGUGUGGUGCAAAUGAUGUCGUUCGCAAUCGACCAUUACCACGUUGUUAUCGCUUAUGCCGCUUUCAUUCUUGUUAAAAGCUGGUUGAGUAACCUCACGGAUAUGGACCUUCGUCCUCAUCUCCAGUACUCGGGGGAAAACCUCAACCGACAGGCUUCGCACUCAUUGCUCUUCCGAUUAGUUGAUCUUGCGGCGCGCACCCUAGACGCAGCCAGUCCACCAAUAGGUCACCUCGCACGCCGAUAUGUACCAUUGCUCAACGGAAUGGCGGGCUUGGUAUCGGCAGGGAAUAGACAGAAUGCACAAUUUCACGCCGGGGGUAGUGAUGCAGGGGUUGCCAUUGCGGAAGCAAACCCCGUUCACACUGGACAGGCACAGAAUGCUCUCGGUGACGACUUGUGGGAGAUGUGGCAGGAAGCGGGCCUAGAGCCUAUGGUAUGGCCGAGUUUGCUGGAUGAGAUAUUUGGAGAGCUUUGA
Messenger RNA from Penicillium brevicompactum, 1431 nucleotides. Its product is annotated as fungal specific transcription factor domain-containing protein. Gene Ontology annotation, biological process: regulation of DNA-templated transcription; DNA-templated transcription. Gene Ontology annotation, cellular component: nucleus. The record is from RefSeq and is a predicted model, not a curated record. The transcript has 8 exons. Gene Ontology annotation, molecular function: transcription cis-regulatory region binding; zinc ion binding; DNA-binding transcription factor activity, RNA polymerase II-specific. The coding region runs from base 1 to 1431 and encodes 476 amino acids. NCBI's taxonomy places the organism in Eukaryota, Fungi, Ascomycota, Eurotiomycetes, Eurotiales, Aspergillaceae.